This is a messenger RNA of Cervus elaphus (red deer), 2365 nucleotides long. It is a transcript of the gene IMMP2L, whose product is annotated as inner mitochondrial membrane peptidase subunit 2. The record is from RefSeq and is a predicted model, not a curated record. The coding region runs from base 116 to 439 and encodes 107 amino acids. Gene Ontology annotation, cellular component: membrane; mitochondrial inner membrane peptidase complex. Lineage: Eukaryota; Metazoa; Chordata; Mammalia; Artiodactyla; Cervidae. The transcript is spliced from 5 exons. Gene Ontology annotation, molecular function: serine-type endopeptidase activity. Gene Ontology annotation, biological process: mitochondrial respiratory chain complex assembly.
GCUGAGCGGCGCAGCGAGUGCGGAGGGCGGGCGCCGGGAGGGUUUUGGCCAAAUUGGGAGAGGGCACAAAAUAACCACUUACCCCUUCUCACCGAGGAAGAACGGGAGAAAGGGCAUGGCGCAGUCACAAGGCUGGGUGAGAAGGUACCUCAAGGCCUUUUGUAAAGGCUUCUUUGUGGCAGUACCUGUGGCAGUGACUUUCUUGGAUCGAGUUGCCUGCGUGGCAAGAGUGGAAGGAGCAUCGAUGCAGCCUUCUUUGAAUCCUGGGGGCAGCCAGUCAUCUGAUGUGGUGCUUUUGAACCACUGGAAAGUGAGGAAUUUUGAAGUACAACGUGGUGACGUUGUGUCAUUAGUUAUUUUUGAAGACAUUGCUAUAAAUAUGCUUCCAUUGCAUAGAAGAUACAAGAUACACAAACAUGAGCGGGUGCUUAGUGAUUAAUUGAAGACUUCCUGCUGUUUUCUGAACAUUUGUUAACACAUAUUUGUGAGUAUUUUACCCUUGAUCUUCUUAUUUUGAAUCAAUUCACCUUUUUUCUUCUCAAGUAUUUACCUUGUACUUCUUUGUGAUUAACCCACAUUUAAGGGAUGACAAGUGAACUGAUCUUUAGUUCAUUUCUCCAAAUAUCUGCUUCUCUCAAAUUUGUGAUAGAAGCACAUAAGAACAAAUCUUAGUUAUCAUUAUUUUAUUGAUGUUCUGGCAGUUUAUUUAGUAGCCUUCAUGCCAAAGUGAUGGGGUUUAAUAAUAAUACGCUAUUGUACUAGAAAAAAAAAUGCUUUGUUUAAUUAUUGGUUCAAAUAGCCUUUGGAAAAAGGUGUUUUAGAGAUGUAUAGGGGCGUAUAUUUUGUACCAGAGUAAUCAUUCACUCUGUUGUUUAAGCAAGUAAGUUACUUUAAAUAAGCUCAUAAUGAGUUUUUAAUUUAUAGAGUAAUGAAUCAGUAGGGCAAAGAGAGGUGCAAAGUCUUAGAAGAAUUUGCCUUGUAUAAUAACUGAAGAAUCACUUGAGUAAAAUCCCCACUGAACUAGCUUUUGUUGGAUGAAAGAAUGCAAUUAUAUUAAAAAUGAAUACUUCAGUGUAAUAUGAAACCGAUGCUGCCUGAAUUAUUAUGUGCCAAAUUAGGUUGCUGUAAACAAUAACAAAAUGGGUGACUGUGCAAAUGAAAGCACUGAGUUAUUUAAACUUGCUGUAGCAUGUUUAAUGAGAUGCAGUGAAAGCAGAAAAUGUUUAAUUUAGUAACGGGUGACCUGAAUCAAUCUGUCCUACAGAAUGACAGGCUUUGGAUUAAUUUUCAGUUAAAACAAAAUAACUGAAUAACCACCCUUAUUAAUAUGUAAUGUAGACUAUUGCACAUUAUUCUCUUUUAGUAAGAGAAACAGCAUCUUUCAGGAGGAAUUAUAAGUUCCACAUGAAACGCUGCUAACCAAAUUAAGUCUUGUUUUUUUUUCCUUAGAGAAUCUGGCAAUGCUUUGUGUUUCUGGUUGGAUUAUAUUAAGAUCAUAAUCUAAUAAACCCCUUGAAGGAAAAACUUGUGGUAUUUGUCUGGAAUAUAAUUGUGUAAGUCUACUCUAUUUUUAUUAAUUAUAGGCAGUAGAAGGUGAUUAAAUUAAAAUGAUAGACUCCUUUCAUAUUUAGACAGAUCUGUGGAGUUGAUGGUCUACCCAGGUAUUUUUUAGUUAAAUACCUGAAAUAGCUUCUUGCCCUUGUGUUUUCCUUCUUUUAGAGUCAUCUCAGUUCAGGAAUUUUGAAAACUUCCUUCUCAGUGGGUGUGAAUUCACUACUACACCAUGAUAUGUUUGUUUGAUACAGGGCAGAGAGUUAAAUUCUUGAAGGGCUGUUUUGCAUCACUUGAGGGACACUGAGUUUUAUAAGUUUCCUGUGAUAUGGAAAAACACUUCACAUUUUUACUCAAAUUAAAAAACUUUUCACUCUAGGCAGACUCUAUAAACAAUGGACAUAAAGUGAACAUCUAUGUGAUAAUGAGAAGCUGCAAAUAUCUUUUAAAAAUGAAACCGUUUGUUUGUGAAAGUGAAGUGCAUUUUACUGUCUUAAUCCUCCUUUAAUGGGAGGUUUCUUUGAUAUAUUUUACUCAUUUGGAGUUGGUUUCCAAACUGAGUUAGAAGAAAUAAUAUGUAGUAUCUUACACAAUGAACCAAAAUGUGUCUCAAAAGUCAUACUUAUAACCACUUUAGUGUUAGGAAUGUUAUGAUAUUUCUGUGUCUAAAUUACACACAAUUGUGUAAGUAUGGUAUUUUUAUAUAAUACUGAAUAUUAGAGUCAAACAUUAUUUUGCAGAUUCAAAAAUUAUUAUAGUUCACAUGUGCAGCAGUUGGAGGUGUGGGACCUUAAAUCUGGUUUAAAGGCAAAAC